Bactrocera dorsalis (oriental fruit fly) is the source of this 5188-nucleotide messenger RNA. RefSeq names its product autophagy-related protein 101 (gene Atg101). Gene Ontology annotation, biological process: autophagy; autophagosome assembly. The transcript has a single exon. Bases 547 to 1203 code for a protein of 218 amino acids. NCBI's taxonomy places the organism in Eukaryota, Metazoa, Arthropoda, Insecta, Diptera, Tephritidae. Gene Ontology annotation, cellular component: phagophore assembly site. The record is from RefSeq and is a predicted model, not a curated record.
UUUGAACCAAAUGACAAAAGCAAUCCUUCUUAAUAUAAAUAGAAUGUGUUUAACGGUAAACCCUAACUAGAAAAAGGGCUACUAAACAAAACAGUUUUAAAUCUUUCAAAACAACCAAAUUACAAAAAUAGUUUGAUGAAAACGCAGAUUUGUGCAAAAAACAACAACAAAAGAAAUAGCUAACUGUUAACGAGGCGAACAGCAACAACAAACAAACCGAUAACUGUGUUGAAAAGAGAAGAAAAAGCAAAAAAUAACAAAUUGUUUAGGCAGAAAAUCACGUUUCAAUUAUUUUUAACACCAAAAACUGUACAAAUGUUGAAUUAAUUUAAACGGUUCGUUUAACUUAUUUAAUUGCUUAGUGAAAAAACCUUAGAAAAAAUUAAUUUUUGUAAUAGUUGGAGAUUGUGCUGCAAGAAAUUAACCCUCACUACUAACUGUCAUUGAAGAGUGUCAAAUUUCAAACACUAAACCGUUAUCAACUGCGCGCGAACACGUUUUAUGCUACAGCGUGAGUAGCUGUGCUCUCCUAUACCCCCCAACAAGAUGAACGCUCGCUCGCAGGUUUUCGACCUCACCAUCGAGGGCCGUCAAGUGGACGAAGCUGUUGCCAGCAUCUUUCAUACGGUGCUUUUCCAUCGCUGCCAAGGCAAAUACAUGUAUACGGGCGAUGCUCAAUAUUCCAUCGGAACUAUUGGCUACACCGACGUGGAUUGUGAUUUCAUUGAUUUCACAUACGUUUGUUGCACUUCCCAGGGGCUGCUGCGCACCGUUAAACGAGCCAUCAACGUUUUCAGCGAGAAGUUACGCUCCAAUGAAAGUUGCGGUUCCGGCCAAAUAAGCUUGGAAUUCUUUCAAAAACGCAAAUCGCGUUGGCUAUUUCAGCAAGAGUGCAUACCUUGGGAGGUGUGGACAGUUCAUUUAGAUCUCAUAAAGUAUGAAAAUGCAGAUGAUCGUCAAAUCAGCAGAGAGAACGUCUCUGAUCUUCUAACCGAAAAAGUUAUCUAUAUUACUGAGCUUAUGAAUCGUUCUGAUUAUGUGCCGAAAACGCCAAGUCAAAGUGAAUUAGACUUGAUUUUUGACACUUCAUAUCCCGAUGUUCAGCCGUAUCUCUUUAAGUUUGAUUACACGACUGCUGGCUCACAAACGCCCUCGGUGACCAAUACCGUUAAGAAGAUAAUUAAGGAGACGUUCACGUUGUGACGUGUAAUGCUUGCGAGUGAGCGUAGCCACCGCCAACAAAUGCAAAAACAACAAUCAAAACAUCAACAACAACAACAACAGCAUGAAGAGAAACCACAACAGCAAGUAAGCGCAGAAUUACAACCUGUCUAUGCUAAGGAUACGAUUGUUGUGGCCGGUGGAAAGUACUUCAAUAAGGGUACAAGUAUUAUGAUUUCUCAAGUCAGCCGAGCACACCGUAGCAAAGCGUUGAGUGAACAUGUUAACAUCGAGCUGAACGCGCUCCAAACCACCGCCUGUAUAGGUGCCAAGCCUAGCGAGCGCAAAUCAAUUUUGGCUGUUGUGGGUGGCAUAAUUUUGCUGUUCUUAUGUCAGCACAAUCGCCUCGGCUCAUUUUAGUUACACUCAAACAACAAUUUAUCGCGCUGAACGCUGAAAUACAAUAUAAAUUUAAAUAGAUAGUUGCUAAACUCAACUUAAUUGUUAAUUGUUUACGGCUAAAUUGACUUGUGUUCCACCCUACGCAAACUGAAACACCUACCAAACCAUUGCAAUAGAGCGCUUGAUUCGUGAGCGCGUGCAAGCGCAAAAAUGCUGAGUAAAAAUAAUGAUUAACGCGCACCACUCGUUUCAACAUUCGCGUUCACCUGUCAUUGUUUGUCUUCAUUGUUUUAACUGAAUUUGAAAUUUAUCAUAACUGAAGUGUGCCGUAAAAAGUGAGAAUAGCAGCAAAAAAAACUAUAAAACAUAAAAGUUUUGAUGUUUAACUGCGAAUCGGUCUCAAGCUCCUACGUUAUUCACGCUCAAACGCUCUCUUGCUGUGGUUGCUUGUCAGUUUGUGUAGUAUUGCCAAGACGCUGUAUAAAACCCCACAAAAUCAAUAAUGAUAAAUAAUAUUGCAACAAAUUGCAGCUGCAAUGCUCUUACUAAAUAUGGAAAAUAAUAUUAUUCUCAGUUUCAAGUUUAUCAAUGUAAUUACACGUAAAUAUAAAGUCGAUAAUGCAUAAAGCGAAAAAUGCCACAAUUCAGUAAAGUGUUGUCAUAGCAUUGCCAAUAUUUAUUACAACCAAAUUUAAAUUGAAAUUUUUUGAAAUUUUGUAAUAUUAAAGAUUUAGAAAAUUUAAAAAUUUUGGAAAUUUAAAAAAAUUAAAAAUUUAAAAAAAUUAAAAAUUUAAAAAAAUUUUAAAAAUUAUAAAAUUUUGAAAAUUCCGUAAACCUAAAAUAUUUCGAACUGAAAUGUGUCAUUGCGUUCAACAUUUGUUUUAUACACACUAGUGUCUUGAAUUAAAUUUUAUUUAUUUAUUAUUAUUAUUAUUAUUUUUGCGUAUGCACUGGUCUGCAUAAUUAAUUUAAUUUUAUUUUUUUUAUACGUUAUCCAUUAUUAUGUUAUUAAAACUUUUUUAUCUUAAAUUUAAGUUGUGUUUUUUAAGUCAGCGUACCUUGCAUAGAAAAUAUAUUAACUAACCUACAUUAAAUUGGGUUACACGGAACUCAUUCUCAAUAAGUUUUGCUUACAUUUUAUUUGUUAUGAUUUUGUGAUCUUAAACUUGAUUUGAACUUGUUCAAGUAGAUACAUAUGCGAAGUUUUUAUUUAUAAGUUCUAUAUCUUAAGCCUUAUAAUCAACAGAUGUACAGCAGCCCAAGCGUAUAUUUGAUUUGAACUGCAUAUCCAAGCAGUUGCUCGUAUUCCUUAAGCACUUUUUAUAAUUUUCGUUUUGUAAGUUCAAUAUAUAUAUAUUUAUAUUUUCUACUACAUGUGCUUUGUAGUAGCAAUGCAAGGGCUAAUGAACUGCUAUAGUACUGUAUUUUAUAAUUUGUUAUGUAACAUCCUAAAAAUUACCACUGUAAGCACGAACAAUUGAAGAAAAAAAUGUAAAAAUGUUUAAAGUAAUAGCACAAUAAAUGCUAUAGAUUGAUUAUUCUGUUGUAGCGAAUGAAUUAUAUCAAUUGAACGAACUCACCAAACCCAACGUGUACUACCCAUGAUACUAAGUAGUUUACGUUUUUAUGAAAUGAAUUGUAAUAAACGCGGUGAAGAAGCAAGUGCGUGUAAUAUGCAUAAUAAAUGUAGAUGUGUUUUUAGUAUGUACCAUUGAUGUUCAUUGUUGUGUGUUGUGUAUGUGUUGCAUUGAUGUAUAGAGAAACGUAAAAAACAGAAAUCGAAAUGAGAAAGAAAAUAUAUUUAACUUAAAGCGGCAUAUGUAUGUAUCGAUAAUGUGCUUGCUACGCACUUACAGCAACAAAAAAUAUAUUAAAUGCAAAUAUUUUAACAUUUUACUAUAUUCACACACUAUACUUUCUUUUUUAAAAACGUAAUUGGAUAUUAAAAACGAAAUUCAAAAGCAAUGCAUUGAAAACUAGGAAACAAAUGAAAACUUGCAAAGGCUAUUUAGCGCAAAUGCUGUUAUUGUUAUUAUUGUAGCGGCAAAUGCAAGCUUAACUGAAAUGCAUAUUAUUUCAUAUGCCUUUAUUGGGUGAAAAAUGAAAAUUGUAUUAAAUUUUUUUUUUACUGAAAAUGUGUCGACAAAUGUAAAACUUAGAGUGAGUGGGUAUGCCUUAAGCGCACUCUUGAUUUUUAACUGAAAAAAUAUGUGCAUAUAUGUACAUAUGUAUAUGAAUAUAUGCGUUUAAACAUUUUUUAGAAAUCGAAUCGAUUCAACCCAUGCCCCAACGUCUAAAACUAUGUAGCAAUCUACGUGCUACUAUUAUGCUGUACAAAAUAGUUUUUAGUUUUUUUUUUAAGGAGAAAUUUUUCCACACAUUUGGUGUAAGCAUUAUAAGAAGUAAUGAAAACUUAAUAAAAAUUAUUAAUUAUAUUUAAAAUUUUAAUCAUUGGUAAACAUGUUAAUUUGAAAUUUAAUUUUUUUUUGUUAAUUUCAAAAUUAUUGUUUUUUUGUUAAUAUUAAUUUGUUUAAAGUUGCGAAAAAAUUCAUAAUUAAUUGAAUUUGAUAAGCAAAACACUUGAGACCAUUUGAAACAGUCGCCAAGUGCACACUGAAAAUACCGUUAAAUAUGAUUUGUGUAAAUUUUGCAUCAAUUGAAAUUUAUAUUGAAAUACCGUUAAAUAUGAUUUGUGUAAUUUUGCAUAUAUUGAAAUUUAUAUUGAAAAAACAAAACACCAACAACAAAAUAACCAGUUUAUUGCAUCACUUUUAAAAUACGGUCCUUAAGCACAAACCCACGCCCACAUUUACACCUACACCACACAUAUACUGUAAUAUAUUUUAUACUCACAAGUGUUUAACCAACUCUUAGGCAACACUUGAAUUUUACACGUGUAUAUAAUUAGCCACUUUUGGGGCCGAAAUUAUGUCAAACCCUCAACACAGUCCACCAACUCGAUCCAUAUACAUAUGUAUGAACAGCGUAUAAUAUACAAAACAAUAAUAUAUACAAAAAUAUACUAAAUUAUAUUUUGAAGCACCACAUUGUAAAAGCUCCGAACUUAAACAAAAGAGAAUUGUUAUAAAUAUUCUUAAACUAAAAUCUUAAAAAAAAAUUAAAAAAAUAAAAACAAAAAUUAAGUGCUGCAAUUCAGCCGUAAUAAAUAUGUAGAAAUAUUAAAAUUAUGAAUAAAACUAAUUUUAGCUUUGUAUUCUAACAAAGCAGCAAACGCUAAAAACACACACACAUACAUGCAUAUGCAUGCAAUAAGCACAUACACUGCUAAAUACAGACCUGUAAAUGAGCAAAAAUAAAUUCAGUGUAAUAGCAGCUAUUUACCGUUAGCAAAAAAAACAAAAACAAAAAAAAAAAAAUAAAUGAAAUUGCUUACCUUUGUUUCUUUGCGCUAUUAACAAGACAUAUUCAUGUCUUAUGUAUGUGUAUAUAGCUGUAUUGUGGUAAAAAAAAAAUUAACGCAAAGCUUUGUUGUAAGCAAGUGAUUCAUAUUUAGCGUGAAACUCCAAUUCUAUUGCAAUUAUUUAGUGCAACAACGAUUUUACCGUUAGGUUUUCAAUCUUGAUUAGUCGUAAAAACCGCAGAAAUUACAAAAAAAAAAUAUAUA